Molecule: messenger RNA, 623 nt
Organism: Andrographis paniculata
Lineage: Eukaryota; Viridiplantae; Streptophyta; Magnoliopsida; Lamiales; Acanthaceae
Product: glycine-rich RNA-binding protein-like
Exons: 2
Coding region: 78-500 (140 amino acids)
Molecular function (GO): RNA binding
Source: RefSeq, a predicted model, not a curated record
GAGUAGCCUUCCUUUAUCAGUCCUCCUACACUCUCCCCUCCUAAAUCUCAAACCCUAAUUUCGUCAAUCGUUCAUCAAUGGCUGCAGCUGAUGUCGAGUUCCGGUGCUUUGUUGGUGGUUUGGCGUGGGCGACGAACGACCAGACUCUCAGCGAGGCUUUCUCGCGGUUUGGAGAUGUGAUUGAAUCGAAGGUUAUCAACGAUCGCGAGACUGGAAGGUCGAGGGGAUUCGGAUUUGUGACGUUCAGCAACGAGCAGUCAAUGAGAGAUGCGAUUGAUGGAUUGAACGGUCAUGAAUUGGACGGCCGUAACAUUACUGUGAACGAGGCUCAGUCUCGUGGUGGUGGUGGAGGCGGCGGAGGCGGCGGUGGAUUCCGUGGUCCUCGCCGUGAUGGCGGUGGUUAUGGAGGCCGCCGUGAAGGAGGCGGUGGUGGUUAUGGAGGUCGCCGUGACGGUGGUUAUGGUGGUGGACGCUCCGGCGGUGACCGUGGUUAUUAUUAGGGUGUUGUUUAGUUGAGUGCUUUGAGUUUGUUUGUUUUUGCUGUGGGAAAAUCAUCAAAUGACUGUUAGUGACUUGUUGUCCUUAUGAAAUGAAAUGUGGAAUGCUUUUUAUGAUUGUUUGGA